Messenger RNA from Aspergillus wentii DTO 134E9, 1181 nucleotides. RefSeq lists its product as uncharacterized. Bases 251 to 766 code for a protein of 171 amino acids. The transcript has a single exon. NCBI's taxonomy places the organism in Eukaryota, Fungi, Ascomycota, Eurotiomycetes, Eurotiales, Aspergillaceae. The record is from RefSeq and is a predicted model, not a curated record.
CUGACAAUGAAAUGAAAUAAACCAGUACAUUUCAAAGUCUAUAUUUAUUGUAUCUAUUGUAUAUUUAUUGAGUACUUAUUUAUCGAUUUAUCUUUCUCAAUGCCCGCGUGUAUCCAUCCUUCUGCGAUCCUCAUCAUCUUCUUUCCUUCCCUCCUUCCUUUUUGGGGUUGACUCUACCUCUCUUCCAUCCUCAUUUCUAUCUCUCUCUCUCCCUCCUCUCUCUAUCUACUCUAACCAACACAUCAUCAAGAUGACACCCAAUCCCACCUCCUCCUCUCCACCCUCAAACCAAAAUCUCACCUCCCGAAACAUCUCACCACCAACUACAGCAAUCCCAAACCCAACAGUCAAACCCGCCUACCCGGCACCUCGAAACCGCUCUCUCGCACUAAGCGAUAGCGAAAUCAGCGUCCUCGAUCUCGGCCCCAGUCUUACUGCCAAUACGCAAAGCCAAAGCCAGAGCCCGCAGAGCGAACAACAGAAGGAGACGGGGAAGAAGCAUGACUAUGACUACGGCUAUGACUAUCGAUACGGGGAUGGAAUGGGUGAUGACGGUGCUUGGAUGAGGGCUGAGCCGGUUACUGUCAACUUCAUGACGAUUUGUGAUCUGCGUGAUGGCAACUCGAGGACUGCCGAUGGCGAGGGAAAUGAGAAUGAGCAGGGGGGAAAGGAUGCUGGGCGUGUGUCGGCGCCAGUCAAGACUUCGAAAGGGUUCCUGCAUCGAUCGAAGAUUCCGUUCGCGGUUUCGGAUAAGAAUUCGCUUUGAAGUGGGGGUUUACUUUUCAAGGUGUGUCGAUGUCAACGCUGGUACUGUGCAUCAUCUGUCUGACUUGUGCUGGUUCUAAUGGGUGAGAUCGAGCAGAGAUCUGAAGCACAGCCAUCUCGAGUUUCAUUCCACCAGCAAGCGUACGUGGGAGAAUAUCCGACAAUGACCGGCUAGAUGAUGGUUACAUGGACAGAAUGAUUCAAUAUUGACUCUCUUUCCUUCUGUUUUCAAUGAUAGUACAUGUUUAGUUAGAGCCGGAGACUAAGUCUCCAAUUCAGUCAGUGACAUGACCAGGCCGGUAAGUUUAGCCGUAUAUCAGGCCCAGGUCUUUUCUCGAUGUAUUCAAGUAGGUGUCAGCAACAUAUACUGGAGCUCGAAACCCAAAUAAGUAGUAGAUUGUAUGUCUGAUUUAUCA